UCAGACGUCAGUGGCGAGCUAACAUGGAGCGAUGGCGCAACAAAGUGGCCGUGGUGAGCGGAGCCAGUGCCGGAAUCGGAGCAGCCUGCACCCGGGCAUUAAUCGGUGCCGGAAUGGUGGUCGUUGGUCUGGCGAGGCGUCACGAACGCGUCGAGUUGAUCCGAAAUGAUCUCAAUCCCGAAGAGAAGACCCGUCUACAUGCAAUCAAGUGCGACAUUACGCAGGAGGAUCAAGUACUGAAGGCCUUUGAGUGGACUCAGAAGCAGUUGGGCGGCGUGGAUGUCCUGGUCAGCAAUGCCGGUAUCAUAGCAACCGGAGAACUUAGCGAGAGGAACGACGGAGAAGCCAUGCGGUCCACCAUUGAGACAAACAUCAUGGGCACCGUCUACUGUGUCCGCGAAUCCUUCCACUCGAUGAGGAAACGCGAUGCCGAGGGUCAUGUGGUCAUCGUGAACAGUGUAGCAGGUCAGCAGGUGCCCAACUUGGGCCCCCAACUGCCCUCGCUCAACAUUUAUCCGGCCACCAAGUUCGCACUUCGCGCCAUGAACGAGAUUUACCGCCAGGAGUUCCAGCGCCACAAAACUCCAGUGAGAGUUUCGACCGUCAGUCCCGGCAUAGUGGAUACGGACAUCUUGCCGGACCAGAUUCAGGAUAUCAUCAAACAGCAUAUGCCCAUGCUGCGAAGUGCUGACGUCGCCGAUGCAGUUCUCUGGGCCAUCGGCACUCCACCAAAUGUGCAGGUGCAUAACAUAACAAUAAAGCCACAAGGAGAAAAGUUUUAAACUUUGUACUAGCAAGCUGAAAACUGCAAUUGGAAAAUACAUAAAUAGAAAUAUAUAUUUAUAUUAUGGAAAAUAAUAAUACAAUCUUUAUAUUAAUGAGUAAUUUGCGUGCUUAUUAAUGUCAGUUCUUAAAACAUUAUAACA
Drosophila elegans is the source of this 926-nucleotide messenger RNA. Its product is annotated as farnesol dehydrogenase. The record is from RefSeq and is a predicted model, not a curated record. The transcript has 3 exons. The coding region runs from base 24 to 782 and encodes 252 amino acids. Gene Ontology annotation, molecular function: oxidoreductase activity. Lineage: Eukaryota; Metazoa; Arthropoda; Insecta; Diptera; Drosophilidae.